AUGGACGUGCAGGAUAUCAUAACACACACAGCGGACAUCACCCUGGACGAUGAAGAACAGGGAAUCCGCUUCGAGGAUGAGGAGUUCGGCGUCCAAGCUCUACCGGCGGCGAAGUCGACUUGGACCAUUGUAGGUCGUUUUCUGACGGAUCGGAACCUCAAGACCGAGGUCAUGAAACACGUUAUGGCUUCGGCAUGGAAGCCUCUGAUGGGCAUUGAGAUAACGGAUGUGCAGGCCAAUUUGUUCUUGUUUACCUUCUUUGAUGAACUGGACAUGAGACGGGUUUCGGACAUUCCACAGGGAUACCGUACGGCUAAAGUGCUGGAGAGAAUUGGGGAUUAUGUUGGGGUUUUCUUGCGCUAUGAUGAACGAAAUUUUGAGAGGCAAUGGACUUCCUUCUAUAGGGUUAGAGUCACCCACGAUGUCUCAAAUCCUCUAAAGCGACGAAUGAAGAUGAUUCUGAGAGAUGGUUCCUGGACAUGGAUAAAUUUUAAAUAUGAGCGCCUCCACAUGUUUUGCUUUUUCUGUGGAAAGAUGGGCCACACGGAUAAAUUUUGCUUGCAAGCUCGCCGUUCGUUGUUACGACCGGAACAAUAUCCGUUUGGUGUGUCGAUGAGGGCGGGGGGUACGGGUCCGGCGAAGACAUUGGGGGAAAAAUGGUUUCAACUAGGCCAAGAGAGGAGGCGUGAGAUUGGCUAUGGGAGUGAGGGAGGGGGAAUGGCGGUGGCUGCUGGGGUUGGGAGGGGUGGACUGUCUCGGGUGGAGGGGGCUACGGCCACGGGUAGGGUGGGUUCGGAUGCUGGAGAUGUGGAGGGGAUGGGCGGUGAGGGCGUUGGGGGUGAGGGCGUGGGAGUUCGGGUAGAUCCCAAAAGGAGGAGGACGGACAGAGGGGAGGUGAAUGCUGUGAAUGGAGACAUGGUUGUUGAUUCUGAAUCUUUUUUGGCGGGACCUGUGGAUCAGACAGUUCGCGAGAUUGAGGGCAUGGUGUCCUCGAAGAAACCCGACUUUGUAUUUCUCAUAGAAACCAAGGUUGAUCGUGAUCAUGCGGAGCGUCUUCGGGUUAAGCUUGGUUUUGAUGGCCUUUUUUGUACUAAUAGUUCUGGUUUGAGUGGUGGAAUUGCUCUAUUGUGGAGAACGAAUAAUACAGCGAGAUUGAUUAGUUACUCUACAAACUAUGUGGAUGUUGAGGUGACUAUGCCGGGGUUUGAGAAGUGGAGAAUGACUGGCUUUUAUGGUUUUUCACAGAGGGGUCAAAGGAGAGAUUCGUGGGAUCUUAUUCGUACCUUAGCUGGCAAAUCGAAUCUACCGUGGGUGAUGAUUGGUGAUUUUAAUGAUUUACUUUAUCAAGCUGAGAAACGAGGUGGAAACCCCCAUCCUCUGAGCUUAUUGCAUGGAUUUGGUGAGACUAUAGAGGAGUGUGGAUUAGCGCAGAUGCCAAUGAUGGGAUAUCCAUUUACCUGGGAAAAAGGAAAAGGCACACCGAAUUGGAUUGAAGAAAGAUUGGACAAGGUUUUGACUAGUCAGAGUUGGCGUGACAUUGUGCCGGAUGCUAGUGUGCAAAAUAUAUUGACCCGAAAGUUAGAUCAUUCCGCUCUUUUCCUUGGGAUUCUGAAUCUUCGGGAAAGGAUGGGUGGUCUGAGAAGAGGGUUCCGUUUUGAGAUGGCAUGGCUGCAUGAUGAAGGAUGUAGGGAUGUGGUGGAGAAGGCGUGGGAUGAAGGUGCUGGUAGGGGAUUGCAGGAAUGUAUCUCUAUUUGUGGAAAUCGAUUGUCGCGUUGGGGAGGAGAGCGUUUUCAUAAGUUUGGGGAACGGAUCAGAAACCUGCGGAAGGAGCAAUUGCGCCUCAGGGGGUGUAAUGAUCCGAGCUCUUUAGCUGAGUUCCAACGUUUGGAGGAGUGCCUAUGUCGUAUUGAGGCCCAGGAGGAUACAUACUGGAGGCAGAGGGCCAAGCAGCAUUGGCUUAAGAACGCGGAUGCUAACACAAAAUACUACCACAGUGGGGAUUGGGUGGAGGGUGAUGCCAUGAGGAAUGUUAUCUACAAUUAUUAUAAGACUAUCUUUACAUCUGGCCCUCCAAGUGAUAGUGGGGAUUUCUUUGGAAAUAUAGCCUCUCGGGUAACACAGGUUCAGAAUGAGUUGUUAUUGCGGCCCUUUGAUGCUAGUGAGGUUAAGAGUGCUCUGUUUUCAAUGUUUCCUAACAAAGCACCAGGACCGGAUGGAAUGAAUCCAGGUUUCUACCAGCACUUCUGGGAUGUAGUGGGUGGUGAUGUAUCAGCAUAUAUUGUGGAUUGUCUUAAUAAUCGCUCGUUUCCAGCUCGCCUGAAUGAUACGAAUAUAAUAUUGAUCCCUAAGAAGAAAACCCCAGAGAUGGUCUCGGAUUACAGACCUAUAGCACUGAGUAACGUGGUGUACAGGAUUAUGGCUAAGGUUAUAACUGCCAGGAUGAAACCACUUAUGGGAGGUAUUAUAUCUGACACCCAAAGUGCUUUUAUUUCUGACAGGCUAAUAACGGAUAAUAUUUUGAUUGCUGCAGAGGUGGGGCAUUUUUUGAACAGAAAACAAUGUGGAAUCACAGGAUGGGGGGCUUUGAAACUGGAUAUGGCAAAAGCCUAUGAUCGAAUGGAGUGGCCAUUCUUGCGUAGUAUGAUGUUAGCAUUGGGUUUUGAUGAAAGAGCAACAGCGCAGGAAGCCAGUGUGGUAAAACAGUGUUUAGCGGCUUAUGAGGAAAUGUCUGGGCAAGCAGUGAAUUACUAUAAGUCAAGUAUUUGCUAUAGUAAGAAUACGCGGGAUGAGCAGAGAGGGGAGGUUGCCGAUAUAUUGGGAGUGGUUCAGGCGCCGAAUUUUGGGAAGUAUUUAGGACUUCCAUCGUUUGUGGGCAGGAAUAGGAGAGCAGUAUUCUCUUACAUUGAUGACAAGAUCAGGCAGCGGAUUGGGUCCUGGAAUAAAAAACUGCUUUCACAGGCAGGUAAGGAGGUCUUAUUGAAAAGUGUGGCACAGUCUAUGCCCACCUUUUCUAUGAGUGUCUUUUUACUACCUUUGAAUACUUGCACGGCCAUUGAGAGAGCUAUGAAUCGUUACUGGUGGAGAGCUAAGGAUGAUCAGGGCAUCCAUUGGAAGGCAUGGGAUAAAUUAUGCAUCCCCAAGAAAUAUGGAGGAUUGGGCUUUAAGGAGUUGCAUGCCUUUAAUUUAGCUAUGUUGGGAAAGCAGGCCUGGCGUUUGCUCACCAAACCUGAAACGCUAGUUUCUAAAAUAUAUAAAGCCAGGUAUUAUCCUAAGGGGACUUUCUUUGAUGCUUCUGUGGGGAAUAAUCCAAGUUACUGCUGGCGUAGUAUUAUGGCGGCACAGGAAUUAGUUUGUGGGGGUGUCAGACGCAGAAUUGGGAAUGGAAAAGAAACUCUUAUAUGGGAGCAUCCAUGGCUCCAGGAUGAUAAUAAUGCGGAAAUAAUCACUGACAAACCACCAUAUUUGGCGCAGGCAACUGUGAUGGGAUUAAUAGACCAGGAGACGGCGACCUGGGACCAUGAAAUUUUAAAUGAUAUUUUUAUUCCGGAGGAUGUGAUGCGAAUAUUGAAAAUACCUGUGUCACCAGACUAUGAGGAUAUGUGGUAUUGGCAUGGUGAUGUAACCGGAGAAUACUCGGUAAAAAGCGGCUACAGGCAAGUGGUGGGAGAUUAUGUACACACCACAGGAAUGUUUGAUAAAUGA
Molecule: messenger RNA, 3702 nt
Organism: Ipomoea nil (Japanese morning glory)
Lineage: Eukaryota; Viridiplantae; Streptophyta; Magnoliopsida; Solanales; Convolvulaceae
Exons: 5
Coding region: 1-3702 (1233 amino acids)
Molecular function (GO): catalytic activity; zinc ion binding; nucleic acid binding
Source: RefSeq, a predicted model, not a curated record